Molecule: messenger RNA, 2268 nt
Organism: Myxocyprinus asiaticus (Chinese sucker)
Lineage: Eukaryota; Metazoa; Chordata; Actinopteri; Cypriniformes; Catostomidae
Gene: il11b
Product: interleukin 11b
Exons: 5
Coding region: 389-994 (201 amino acids)
Biological process (GO): positive regulation of cell population proliferation; positive regulation of MAPK cascade
Cellular component (GO): cytoplasm
Molecular function (GO): cytokine activity; growth factor activity
Source: RefSeq, a predicted model, not a curated record
UUUUAAUACAGAGUCAGAUCCUAGAUCCUUUAUAUUAGGAAAAAAAAAGGUUAAGUCAGUAAAACACAAGAAGAAAUACAGAGAGAGGCAGAAGAAAGACAAAACCAGGGUGGCAAGCUUAGCUUUAGAUUCUUGACUAUGAUCGAUUUAUUAAUAGAGUAGAUUAUGUUUGUUUCUGCUUGAUCAUGCAUUCCUUUUUAGGAAUUUAAACACCUCAAAGAAUCCACCCACUUGGGCUUAACGUAGCUUGUCAGUACCGCACCCCUUCUCACCGAAAAGAAGAUUGCUGUGUCAAAAAAUUUUAUGCAACUUCCUCUGUUCAAAAAGUAUGGAUCGCCGGGACAAAGCAUGUUUAUUUAAACUUAAUUAUAGCACAUAGUUCACUGGCAUGCAUGACUCUGCUCCAGCAGUUCAUUAUAACAUAAAUGGAAUAUCCUGUGUGACAACUGGCUGGACCAUUGCCAUGAUCAUCUUGAUGUCUUUGGCUAAGUUCUUCACGACAGCUCAUCCCACUCCUAUGCCACGAAGAAAAGAGGGUCUGCAGAAGCUGCAGCGAGAUUUGCGCAGUCUGUCGAAGAGCUGGCCUGGCGAUAUGAAAGAGAUAUUGCAAGACUUUGAACAUGAUCUUACCUCCCUGCCUGUGCUGAACUACACAGCAAAAGACCUGACAUCACUUGAGGUGAGCAGCACAUUAGCACAGCUGUACUCUGGUCUUAAAUCCUUCAUGUUUCAUCUCGACUGGUUGCAGAAGAAUCAGGAACAAUCAGAGACUGAUUUUUCUAAGACAAAGAAGAUUUUUCAUCAAGUCCAGGCUAUCAGCCGUACCCUGCUCAGAGAGAUCGGGACCACACCUUCUGAGCUUGUCUACCCCACCCUGCCUCCUCUGAAUACAGCUUGGAGCAUUUACCAGGCCACUAUGGAGAUCAAUAAGAAACUGUAUUACUUUUGUGACUGGUACUCUAGAGCUUUAGGAGUCCUGAAACAUAAACAAUAAUGACUCACAUCGUAUGACACCAGUAGUCCUCACCUCAACUCAUCUCCAUGAUGUCAACCAAUGGUGAGGGUAAACAGGCAUCUUCUUACUUGCCUUAAAGUUUCAAGGAAUGGGAUGAAUCUUCCAGCCUACAUUUCACCACUUUCCUUGAUUACACUUUACUAAGUCAUAUGAUCUUCCAUUCUGCCACAUUCCACCAUUUGACAGUCCCUAAUGUAUGAUGAUACUGUUUUUAUUCUGUUUCAUUUGUAAGUUAUGUAUUUAAUAUUUAAGGUUAUUUAUUGGAGAGUUCUCUGUUUACAAUGAAGUAUUUUUAUACAAUGAAUGAGACAAUUAGCACUUGUGUGUGUCAUUUCAGUAUGGGAUUUUGUAUGUAAAAUCAGCUGCACCAGUUGCAACCACAACAACCACUAGAUGUGGCUAAGAAAUGUGUUAUUGUGGUUAAACGGUGAAGUAUAAUUAAGUGUUGCAUUUCAGGACCUGCACUAAUUUAUCAAUCCUAUUUUUGUAAAGUUACGUUCUUUGCCACAGUAGAAAAUGCUCCUGGAUCAGCAUCCCUGGAUCAACCUAAGCCUUAGGUUUAGGGCUUGAACAACGUUCUUAUUAACCUACAGUAUUAUUUCCCUCUGGUUUUAGGGGCAGCUAAUGGCUAGGAUUGGGGAUAGGAUUAGGACUAUGUUUGUUAGACAGGAAUGUCUCCCCAGAACCAAUGAAGAUGUUUAUCUAGAAACACGUCCAACUUGGCAAAUAUCAGGGUCACCAAAUGAUGAUACUGGGCAUUCAGACUGAUAACACAAAAUAACAAAGUUUCUAUAGGGCUAAAGAAUAUAACAGCUGCUGUGAACAUAAUGAAACGUAGCUUGAAGUGUACUUAAGGCAUUUCUAUUGUUUUAUUCGGUGUUCUUAUAUGUUUAGUCUAAAUGAAAAUUAAGUGCCAACAUAAUGUAGAGAUAGUGUACUAAUACUAAGAAAGAGGCCAUUGCAUUACUUGAAUCCAUUGUGAAUAAUGCCGAAGUCCUUUUCAUUUUGUCAGAGGUGUAGUUGAAUGGAAAAAAUGACACAUUUAGAUCUGAUAUAAUCAUUCAGUUAAAAGUUUCAUUCACGCAAACCAGGCUUGUGAUGCUCAGGAAAUGAGAAGAUGUUAACAUCUGAUAAUGAUUUGGAAAAAUCAUUCUGUCCAACAGUACUACGUAAACCACACUUAAUUUCACCUGGCUCUGCGUUUGCAAGCUUAAUGAGUUGGAUGUAUUUUCUGUGUUUUUUGUGUUUUUAUA